AGCGAGACUGGAAUCUGCUUUGUUGAGACCAUCGAUGCUUUGACUUUCGGCGAGUCAGCUGUUAAUUGCAGGAUAUUGCGGGGAGUUUUCACGGUGCUUGCUGGAUAAUAAACAUUGCUAACGUCUUGUGAGUUGACAGUUGACGCCUUUUUCGCCGUAUGGACGCUUUAGACGACAGAAGUCUGGACCUCCUGUAUAUAAACAAAACGCUGCGAGCUGCUUUUUAAGGUGGCACGUCAAAGACAGCUGCAAUCAGCAGAGUCGUCCGUUUCCCGUUUGUUAAGUUAGCUAACUUCGCGUUGGCAACUCGAUCUGAGAUGGAAAUAUCCAAACAGCUUUGCUAGGAGUUAAACUCCUAAACUUAUCCGUGCGAACAUGAGAGAAGAGGACAGUUUGUUGUUGGGAAGCCAGCCCCUGGCAAGUGAAAAAGGGGGUGAACGUCCCUGCAGCUGCCCCCAAUUGACAGAGGAGAAAGGACCUGCCAACAAGAAGUGUGACCUGAGGCCUCCUGGUCAUUUGUUCAGGUCAUAGUAGAAGAAAUUCAUACCUUUGACAUGGAGACGGUGGGGAAAUUUGAGUUUAGUCGGAAGGACUUGAUAGGACAUGGCGCAUUUGCUGUCGUCUUCAAAGGCAGACAUCGAGAGAAACACGACUGGGAGGUGGCAGUAAAAUGUAUAAACAAGAAGAACUUGGCCAAAUCCCAGACACUGUUGGGAAAAGAGAUCAAAAUACUGAAGGAACUCAAACACGAGAACAUUGUUGCAUUACUGGAUUUUCAGGAAACUGCCAGCUCAGUGUACCUGGUAAUGGAGUACUGUAAUGGCGGUGAUCUUGCAGACUACCUACACUCCAAAGGCACGCUGAGUGAGGACACUAUUCGGGUUUUCCUGCAGCAGAUCGCAGGGGCCAUGAGGGUCCUACAGACCAAAGGAAUAAUCCAUCGGGACCUCAAACCCCAGAAUAUUCUGCUCUCCAACCCACCAGGGCGCAAGUGUCACUCCAACAAUACCUGCAUCAAGAUUGCGGACUUCGGUUUUGCCAGGUAUCUGCAGAACAACAUGAUGGCGGCCACACUCUGUGGUUCCCCCAUGUACAUGGCCCCUGAAGUAAUCAUGUCCCAGAACUAUGAUGCCAAGGCUGACUUGUGGAGUAUAGGAACUAUAGUGUUUCAGUGCUUAACUGGAAAAGCUCCUUUUCAGGCCAGCAGUCCUCAGGAUCUCCGGCUGUUUUAUGAGAAGAACAAAAACCUCAGCCCCAACAUCCCCAGAGAAACCUCACACCAUCUGAGGCACCUGCUGCUGGGUCUGCUGCAGCGCAACCACAAGGACCGCAUGGACUUUGAUGACUUUUUUUGUCAUCCUUUUCUGGAGGCAAGCUCAUCCAUUAAAAAAACCACUCCUACAGUGACCAUGACCUGUUUGCCCAGCUCUGCAUCAGCUAGCUCCUGUAGCAGCUCCUCAACCUCUCACCUUGCCUCACCACCGCAGUCUCUUGCUGAGACUCAGCAGAUACGUGCCAAAGCUCUGGCCUCUCCGACUCAGGAGGCCACUGGUUUUCUCCUGAAGGACUCGUCUGGAGGAGGCGGCAGCAGCAAGAACUCCUCCUCCUGUGACACUGAUGACUUUGUAAUGGUGCCUGCUCACUUCACCACAGGUGAGCUGACAGGUGACAGUAAACUGCUGCAGGACAGCCUGAUGAAUAGCGGCUCCCUUUUGGCUUCUGCUGGUCUGUGCACCCAAGACAAAACACCACCACAAUCUCCAUCUUACAGCGGAUCUCCAAGUCCUGUCAGGCCCAGCGAGUUCCCGGGAAGUAAUUGUCAUGGUAACUAUGGAAACCAUGGUCAGUCAUUACCUAUCCCAGUACCCAGUCAGGUCCAGAAUUACCAACGCUUGGAGCAAAACCUCAAUUCUUCCAAACAGAAUGGCUCACCACGGUUUUCAACACCGGUGCGACGUUGCAGCAGUGGCAGCUUGCUGGGCUUCGCUAGAACUGGACCCUCACCCCCUUAUGGGCAGGUAGCGGCCCCCACCUCCCGCAGGCUCUCCCUGGGAGGUGCUAGACCAUUUCAGCUCUCACCUCAAGCUCUGCCGCAGACCGAACCGAGGCCUACUUCUCAGCAACACCCACAGACUGUUGGGCUUGGCACACGGCUCAACAGUGCCCCCUGCCUGUUGGAGUGUGCAAGUGGUGGUGGCAGGCAUAAGAUAAAGAAGCAGCACUCUGACCCUGUGGCUGCCCCCUCAGCAGGGCUGAUGACUGUCCGCCCCCUACACUCUUCCCCCAGACUUAGCGAACUAAUGCAGCGUAACCCUCUCCCCACUAUCCUGGGCUCCCCCUCCAGGACUAUCCCCCCGUUUGAAUUCCCCAAACCUCCCAGCUCUCCGAACCUUGUGACUUUCCUAACUCAGAAGGGUUUGGUCAUCGGCUCGCCUGGCAGCAGGACUGCCCCAGCAGAGCUCAGAGACCUUGCACUUCACGAACGAGACUUCAUCAGAGACCAAGCACCUUCACCAGGCUCCCACCCUGCCCACUGCAUCCAUAGACUGAAUGAUGACACCAAGAACUUUGGAAGGUCACAGAGUGCCGGUCGUCUGUCCGACAUGCUGCUGAUGGCUGCAUUUGGAGCAGGUGGGCAUGCAGGUGACCGAGGCAGCAUGGAGAACCUGACCUCUGAAAAAGCCAUAGACAUUACAGUACCUCCUGGUGGUGGAGGCUUUGCACCUGGUUCCGGCAGCCCAGCGCAGGUGGUGUUUACUGUGGGUUCUCCACCAAGUGGCAGCACCCCACCAAAUGCCUCCAGACAGAGGAAAUACUCAGGCUCCUUCACUUCAGUUAGUCCUGCAGGCUCCUACACCAGCCGCUACCCCCAGACAGGCACCCAUGCGGAUGGCUUUGAGGCCCCUCCCAGUCCUCGUUAUAGCUUCACUGAUCCCAUCUCAGCCAACAUGGGCGGCCCUGUAGCCUUUGAAGCUCCUGAGCUGCCUGAGGAGACGCUAAUGGAGCAGGAGCAUACGGACACUGUGCAGCACCUGCGGUUCACUUUGGAAUUCGCCCAUUGUCUAAUGGAGGUGGCCGGCGCCCGCAGUGCUUCAGUGGAGAGGGGACAGGGCGACAUUUCUCAUCCCUCCCUUCAGCAGCAGAGCCUGGUAGCUGAUCAGAUAAGCUCCCUGAGCAGAGAGUGGAGUCAUGCAGAACAGCUGGUCCUCUACCUUAAGACUACAGAGCUUUUGUCCACAGCCUUACAGACAGCCAUGGAGCGAGUUAAACAGGGCAAACUCUACCCGUCUGCUACUGUCAAACAAGUAGUCAGAAAGCUGAAUGAGCUUUACAAGUCAAGCGUGACAUCCUGUCGCACGCUCAGCACCCGCCUGGAGAAAUUCUUCUCCAGAAAGCACCGUCUAAUGGACCAAAUCACCUCCAUCACAGCUGAGCGGCUGCUCUUUAGUCAUACUGUGCAGAUGGUUCAAGCUGCUGCGCUGGAUGAGAUGUUCCACCAGGGGGAAGCGUCGAUCCUGCGCUACCACAAAGCUCUCUUGCUGAUGGAGGGUUUGUCUCUGCUGCUUACUGAACAGGAUGACAUCCUCAGUGUUAGCAAAUGUAAAGAGUGCAUUGAACGCCGCCUCACAGCUCUGCAGUCGGGACUCUGCGUUUAAGUGUUCCAGCAUCAUGUCUGGGCGCGGUUGUGAUGUCAAUCAUUUGCAUCGAGCACAUUACUAACUAACCAAAUCUCCCUCCACAUCUCAUGGUUUCACUUAGAAACACUUUCGUUUUCACGAGAAAACCUCAAGGCUUAAAUUUACACAGAAACUGGAGGGUUUUUUUUUUUCUUCUGAAAAUUUUUCAGUUCAUCAGUGAAUGUGGCAGGAACUUCCUCAUUGUUAAACUUGGACCAGUGUUCAUAAAGAGGACUUUGCUCAUUGUUCUGAAGCUGUCAAGUAAAGCGGGAACAGUUAUUGCCAAGUAGUCACAUUCCUACAUAUUGUAGCUACCUACACAUAAACACAGCGCUUUCUAAAAUCGCCAAAUAUUGACGUUUUGACUUUGCAGCGAGCAGCUCUUCAAGUAAAAUGUUUUACCAAGAUCACAAGCUGGAGGAAAAGUGUAGCAUCUGCUGCACGCUAAUGACAACAUGAGCUAAUAAGGACUGAUGGUGUUCAAGCAUUCAUCAUAUGUUGUCUUACACUUAUUAUUUGCUUUGAUGGUUUUAUUUUCUUCUGGGUUUUAUCUCAUUUCAUGCUUGCUGACAGGAAUGUAUGACAACGCUACAGAAGGUGGCUAGAAAUGUCACAAAAAUGUUGCCAAAAUAACCCCCAAAAAGUAAUGUUUUUUUGUUUUAAUGCUAGUAUGCUGAUUUAGAAGAAAAAGAAAACACUUUUUGACACUUUACUGAUCCUAUACUUGCUUAAUAUCAAAAACGCUGUCCUGAUAUUGACGUUACGAUCUCUGGAAGGGACUAGCAUAGUUCAAAUAAGAUGCCACACCCAGUAGCUUUUCAUUUAAGCGAGACUGAAAGUGAUCUGUCAGCGUCUUUUUGUUGCAAUGACAAUAAAGUUCUAUUCAUCACAGUCAUGUAAAAAAAAAACAUGAUGCAAUAAUCUGGGAUGCAUUCUUCCAGCACAUGAAAUCUUGCAUCUUGCUGGUAAUUUAUAUUCAUGAUUCCAUAGUCUUGUUUUUUUUAUAUAUAUAUUUUACCUGUCAGUCAUGUUGGUGUUUAGCAAGUAUAAUCAAAUAUGAAUGUAGGGCCGUCAGGAGAGAAGCAGCAUUAUUAUUAGACUGAAUGUUAGAUGAUUAACAUUUAGGAUGUGUUCUUGCACUGUUGAAGUACUGUAUUGAAAGAGUGGAUCAUGCUAAACUCAUCCAGCUUUUUGUUUUUUUUUGUUUUUGAUUUGGUGUAGUUUUUAGUUAUUUUGCAGUUACUGUCAAAAAAGUAGUGUGUUCGAUGAGUUUUGAGAAAGAAGACGGUAUAAGCUAAGUUUUCUGGAAGGAGAAAUAGAAAAAAUGUUAACACUGAAAAAAACAUUGCAUUGAUUGUUUUGUGUUGUUUCCGGGUAGUUGUUGUUUGCUUUUGAAAAGUUACAUAUUAAUUGGGAGUGCUAGUGGAAAAUGUGUAUUCUCUGAAAUAUUUUUAUUGUUGAUGUUUAAAUUAGGCUUUUACCCCUGAAAGAUUUCUUAAAUUGUCUACAUUUUUUUUUUUUUUUUUGGACCAAUUGAAAAUUUCUUUCAAAGUUUGUGUGAUUGGUUGGAUGUGUGAAGUGUUGUUUUUUUGGGGGGAGCUAUUUGAGUUAUUACAGGAAGUAGGGUACCAGCUUUAUUUAUGAAGCUGGUACAUUUAAAAAAAUCACAUGCUUCUCUGCUGUAGCCCACUUUUAGGCCCAUUCCUAAUUUAUUUAAACUAAGAUGUAAUUUCUUUGGCUUUUUUUCCUUUUUUUUUUUUUUUUUUUCUAAAAAUGUUGAAUGAGUGCAUAUUUUAUAAGAUGUUGGCAGAUAAUCCCAGCUGAAAGGGGUUAACAGUGAAGCCCUACAGUAGCUCUGUCAGCAGAACAGAAAGAACAGUUAUUGAAAUAGCUAUUGUGUGUAUUUGCUUUGUUGCCUUUUUAUCUUUUGUCAUAAAAAAAACUCUGCAUGUUUGUUCAAGUGUACAUUCCCAAUACAAAUUUAUUCACAGGCUCUCUGUCUCUACACAUGCUCUUCUGAUCUCUAAACGUAAUGUCUUGAAAGAAAAGCUGAUGCAUUUGUCACUUUUUAAUCGUUCCAUACAAUCAUUGCAAUUGGUCAUCCCGAUGCUGAUUAUUCUUGUUAGGAAUCAAAAGCAUCGUGAGGGGUACAAUGUGGAGGUGGUGGAGAAGCAACACCCUAUGAUGUUCCACUGUUCAGUGUAUCACAUUGGAGAUAAACUGAAACACAUUUAACACCAUUAAUAUUUGUCAUCAUGUAUUCCAACAGUAGAUCACUUCCUGAUUUGCUUUGUUUUUCAUAGAAAGUACCAGGAUGGGUUUUAAUUUACACUUUACAUGACCUGAUUUAUGCUGUGCUUCCUGUUAAUAUUGUAAAUUAAAUUAUUGAUAUUGUAUAUAGGACACUGUUGGCAUAGAGAGAACGGUACGUUAUGGCCUGUACAUUUCCAAAGACUAUAGGCUUUCUGCUUCAUCUUCCAUAUUUUCACCUGCUGUUGCAAAAGCAGUGUAAUGUCAUAUUCAUAGCAGGCACUAUCACAAUGUCCUUUUGUGUGAGAUGUAACCUUUCCUGUUUGGGAGCUGCAUUAUGAAUAAAGUGGAAGGAAAGUUAA
Melanotaenia boesemani (Boeseman's rainbowfish) is the source of this 6289-nucleotide messenger RNA. It is a transcript of the gene ulk1b, whose product is annotated as unc-51 like autophagy activating kinase 1. Lineage: Eukaryota; Metazoa; Chordata; Actinopteri; Atheriniformes; Melanotaeniidae. Gene Ontology annotation, cellular component: autophagosome; cytoplasm. Gene Ontology annotation, biological process: autophagosome organization; positive regulation of autophagy; axon extension. The record is from RefSeq and is a predicted model, not a curated record. Gene Ontology annotation, molecular function: protein serine/threonine kinase activity; ATP binding. Bases 555 to 3656 code for a protein of 1033 amino acids. The transcript has 27 exons.